AUAGUAUUCCUAACUCUUCCCUUCUCUUAUUAAUACUAUUAGCACCAAACUAUAUUUCCCUUAAUCUUCUUUGUUGUCAUUCUACAUAUUAUAAAAUGAUUAUAACAAUACGCCUUAUUUUACUAUUAGUAUUUCUUUCACUCUCAACAAAUACUAGCCAAAUUGUAUAUGCAAAAGGAAACAACAACAAUAAUGUUAAGGAAGCUUGCAGUGUCACAAGGUACCAAAACCUUUGCAUCCACACACUAGCACAAUUCUCCAACACAGCAGGAAGAACCCCAAGCAAAUGGGCACGUGCGGGUGUGUCGGUAACGAUAAGCGAAGUUAAGAAUGUUCAAGCAUAUCUUACAAAAUUAAAGAAGAACGGGAAGAUGAAAGGAAGAAACAGAGUUGCACUUUCAGACUGUAUAGAAACUUUUGGCUAUGCAGUUGAUGAGCUUCAUAAGUCACUUGGUGUGCUUAGGAAAUUAAGCAAGAACACAUUUAGUACACAAAUGGGGGAUCUCAACACAUGGAUUAGUGCAGCUCUUACUAAUGAAGACACAUGCCUUGAUGGGUUUGAAGGGAAAACGGAGAAGAAAAUUAAAUUGCUGCAAAAUAAGGUUAAGAACGUGUCUUACAUAACAAGUAACGCACUUGCUCUUGUCAAUAAACUUGCAUCUACGGGUCUUGAAUUUAUAGGUAACUGAAAUAUAUAUUACUAUAAGUUAAGUUUAGAAAUAAGUUCUGUUGAAUCAUAAAAAAAUCAAUAAACUCUGAGGAGCUUAUUGAUACUAAAUAAGCUCUCAGGGUUUUUUAUGGAUACCAACUGCUAGUUCUUUUUGUACCAAAAAAAACUAGUGGUUUUAUUUCGGGUGUGUGUAUAUAUUGUUUCUUUUUAAAUCGUCCAAUCCAAAAAAUGUGUCUGAGGGUAGAAAUUAAUAAACAAAGUCUAGCAUAUGUCUGAAUAUUGUUUUUUUUUUUUGUUCAAUUAGAGUUGUGGAUUAGAAUUUGGAUGCUGCUUGCUCUCUAUAUGUAUGACGACAUGCAAUCUUAAAUGGUUUUGUUUAUGAUUGAUAAAAUAACGACUUCCGAAGAAGAAUUUGUAUUAUCAACUGAUAUGUUAA
This is a messenger RNA of Medicago truncatula (barrel medic), 1106 nucleotides long. Its product is annotated as pectinesterase inhibitor 6. Gene Ontology annotation, biological process: negative regulation of catalytic activity. Gene Ontology annotation, molecular function: enzyme inhibitor activity. The record is from RefSeq and is a predicted model, not a curated record. The transcript has a single exon. NCBI's taxonomy places the organism in Eukaryota, Viridiplantae, Streptophyta, Magnoliopsida, Fabales, Fabaceae. The coding region runs from base 96 to 689 and encodes 197 amino acids.